GUUUACAGACCUAAGCUGGUCAGGCAACAAGCAGAAUAACGUGGCCAGAAUAUCUUCCGUCUUAUGGAAUUCACUACAUACAGGGUUAAAUGGCCAGUGUUGUCAUGUGGUGCCAAUAGUUCUUUGACAAAAAAAAAUGUUUGUCGUAAUCUUUUGGAGUUAAUCUAAUACCUGUGGGGAUAUUUAAGGAAUUUCGUAACUUGUUUUAAAUUCUGUGUACAUGUGUGGAGCUUAAUUUAAUUCCAAGGACUGGAUAUUGUCACCGACUUUAACAUCUGGGUCAGUUACAACGUUUACAACCCAGCGUGCUUUGUGGGGUGUUUGACCCUUACUAAAGGUUUAGGGUGUGGAUUUAUGAAAACUAGAUACAGUAUAUACAUUUGUAUUUAUGAGCCGGAAAAAGAUUGUCUGUAGAUUCUAGCAGGUAGGCUGAACACCUGUGUACCGAGCUGUGAAGAGAUUAUCUGUCUGUGUGUGUGGGUCUACGUAUAUGUAUACCCCUUAUACCUGAUAACUUUACCCUGUGUCAACGACUGUAUGUAUAUAUGAUAUUUACAGCAAUAUAUUCCAGCAUUUCAUAUUGCGAUUGUUUACCUUGUGCACGAUCCCUGUACACAUAUCGUAGAGCGCCCAUUCAGCUGAUGAUUUAUCUAUGGGUGUCCCAUGCCAGCUUACAACUGUGACAAAUGUGCUCAUAUUUACAACGUAAAAUACAUCUUUUGAAAAUGCUGUGUGGACAUACAGGUUAAUACACUUGGAAUUUUUUACAAUUUUUUCGCAUUUUCAUCGGAUGCCCUCUUAUAUGUUGGACAGACACUGGAUUGCAACACACAUGAUUAAAUCACUCACGGAGUAAGAUCUUUAUAAUACCAUACAGGUUGACCUUGAUGAUAGUAUAAGGAAAAAUCGUGCCAGUCACAACGUUGUGUCAUUAAGGAACAGAAAUUUGUGAAAAUCCAGUAUUGUAUGAUACAUACCUGAUGCGGUCAGUGCUGUGGUUUCAGUGCAAGAUGAUGUUGCAUUCCGUGUAUUAAGCCACAGGAUUCGACGCUUUAUCUAAUUCAUUAAAGGAUGUCAGACGCAGAUGUCAUCCUGACUUGAUUAUACACCUAGACAGCUAGGACUUCAUCAACAGUGGAAAUACAAAUAUUAAUCAUUUCCAGUGAUAUCACUUUUAAACACUAAACUAAGGAAGGGUCUGAGGACUGUUUAUCGCCAACUCAUGACCGAUAUUCUGAUUGGUGGAUAGAUAUCACACCUGUGUUUAUACUGUACGCGAAACAGAUGGACCGGCUACAUUAGUGUCUGUAGUCUUGUCUGGAACACAAUAACAUCUCCACAAGUCAUCUGGAAAUACACUUGGAGAACAUAUGUAUAUAUACACAUAUGAAAUUUAUAUUCGAAAGAAGGAAAAGUGUAUUAUAUAUCUAGAUCUUUGUGAGUUCAAAUUUUAUUGAUGGUCAAGCCUCAAUCCAAUUACUUAAAGGAACGGAAAAAAGUGUCUUGUUUGGAAAACAAUGGCAGCUUCUCAAAUCAACUGGAAAUACUUGUAAAUCAAAAACAUUAUUAGUGCUGUGGAAAUUUUGAAGAGAAGCACAAUCGGAGGGUCACAAAUUAAAACAAAGCAUUCAUGCAAUUUGUGAAUGUUUAUGUGCAGUGCUGUUCUUGUGUUUAUCAAAGAUCGAUUACAGUGAUGCAAGGACGAGUUUAUGAAUAAUUUUUAAAAGAUUUAUUGUGUUUGCUGAUGGCCAAUAAACGAUGAAAAUUUUGUCUGUAGUUUCGUGAACAAUCAAUAUCAUCUGAGUCACUCAUCAAGAAACCUGAAACAGUUUAUUGAAUAGCAGAUAUAAUUUCCAUUGAAGGAUCGUGAAACUGCAUACAUGUAAUUGCGGCAGACAUAUCGAUUAAUAAUCGCCACGAAUCGCAUGGUUACUCGGUGAACUAGUUUAUCAAAUUACAGUGUCCUAAAAAUAAGACCAUCUAUCAUAUUUUUAUUUGUAUUGGAACAAGAAGUUGUUGAGAAAAGAAGAAAAUUUACGGAAAACUGAUUUAUUCACGUGCAGUGUAUAAAUAGUGUACGUAAGCAACUACCGAUUUUGCGCGUCAGAUCAAGUAUAAAAUUCUUACUUGGUAGUCGGAUUCAAUAAUUCUUAACAGUUGAAUAUGGCCACCACCACUAGCAGGACAACAAGUAGAGGCAACCUUCGCUCUGGUAAACCAACGCGCGAGAUGCUACGUCUGCAGUCGCUCAACGACAAUACAGAAAGCAAUUUGUUCCAACGGAGACGUCUUAAUUUUGGAGGCGAAGAUGAGGGUCACUAUUCCACUAUCAAUGGUAUAGAUGGAACGGCUGUACAACCUAACGGAGAUAAAAGUAAAAGCAUGUCCCUUGGGAGCUCUGUGUGCCACCGUUGCAAUGAAGGCUUCGGUCCGAGUGAGCAGAUCAUGAACUCUAACGGGGAGAUAUGGCACACCAAGUGUUUUGUUGAACUGCAGAAAAAGCCGUAUGACUUGGCAUGUGCAAAGUGCAGUGACUAUCUAAAUCCGUGGGAACAAAUGAUUAACUGCAACGGGCAAGUGUGGCACACCAAAUGUUUCGUAUGUGCUCAGUGCUUCCAGCCGUUCCCAGAAGGAAUCUUCUAUGAGUUCGAAGGCAGGAAAUACUGUGAGCAUGACUUCCACGUCCUGUUCGCUCCAUGCUGUGGAAAGUGUGGGGAGUUCAUCAUCGGGCGUGUGAUCAAGGCCAUGAACGGCAGCUGGCACCCCAACUGUUUCAGGUGCGAGAUCUGUACCGGACCACUGGCUGAUGCGGGCUUCGUUAAAAACGCUGGAAGAGCACUGUGCCGAGAAUGCAAUGCCAAGGAGAAAGCCAAAGGACUGGGGAAAUAUGUCUGUCACAAGUGUCACUCAAUCAUCGAGGAGGGCCACAUCCGCUACAAAGGGGAGGCCUACCACCCAUACCACUUCAACUGUUCUUCGUGCAGUGGGGAACUUAAUGCGGAUGCAAGAGAGAAGAAUGGCGACCUGUUCUGUCUGCGUUGUCACGACAAAAUGGGAAUACCUAUUUGUGGAGCCUGCAGGCGUCCAAUUGAGGAAAGAGUGGUUCAUGCCCUGGGAAAAGCUUGGCAUGUAGAGCAUUUUGUGUGUGCUAAGUGUGAGCGGCCAUUCUUAGGCACCAGGCAUUAUGAGAAGAAAGGCUUGGCCUACUGUGAAACUCACUACCAUCAGUUGUUUGGGAACAUCUGCUUUGUAUGCAAUUGUGUGGUAGCAGGGGAUGUUUUCAGUGCCUUUAACAAGUCAUGGUGUGUUGGACAUUUCGCCUGCUCCAUCUGUGACAGGAAGAUGAGUCACAAAACUAAAUUUUUCGAAUUUGAUUUGAAGCCAGUUUGUCGAGUUUGUCACGAGAAGUUUCCGGCUGAGUUGAAGAAAAGACUGAAGAAAUAUCACGAAGAAGUAAACAAGAAAUCAUCCACUUAAUUGUUGUCGGACACAAAUAGGUAGUCAAUGCUUUAAGUCAUUAGUAUUAUGUAUGAAAUGUGUAUUGUGUAUUGAGAACCUGUCAUUAAGGCUAACUUUUAUAAGAUGGAAAACAGUUACCUGUUACUGCCAAACCUAUUUAUUCAGUGUUUAAAAUUAUUUCCAUUAUGGAAGUAAAAACAAUUAUUCUACACAACUUAAUGAAUCGUUUCACUCAUGAUGUCCAAGAGUUUGAUCGUCGGAUUAAUUUUUGAAAUAUUUCAUUCGCAAUUUCAAACAUAUGUCGGCAAUCGUUUCAUACCAGCUAUAAGUGUUCAUCUCACAUCAGCAUAUAAAUAAAUACUUGACUAGCAAUAAUUUCAACAGAAAUGUUUGGAAUACAAUUAUUUAGGGGCCGGCGUUGCCAAGUGGUUAAGGCGUCUGACAUUUUGCUACCACUAGCCCUCCACCACUGGGUCGCAGGUUUGAGACCUACGUGGGGCAGUCGCCAGGUAUUGACCGUAGGUUGGUGUCUUUUGUCGGGUAACUCUGGCUUUCCUCCACCACCAAAACCUGGCACGUCCUUAAGUGACCAUAGCUGUGAAUAGGACGUAAAAUUCAAACAAACCAAACAAUUAAUUAGUGCUGGCCUUAAAAAAUUAAUUGUUUAAGCUGAUGUUAAUCCAUUAUUUGAUUAGGGCAAGCCUUUGUUUGCAGGUUCCUGUGUAUUUAUCCAAUUCAGGUAUUGAGUAAAAAUUAUAAGAAAAAAAACAAAUAUUUAUUUUUUGUACAAUUCUUUAAUUGUUUCAUAUUUAAGGAUGCAUGCUACAUUAAUCCUGUGAUUUAUAUUAUAAAUUUGUGUUAUAUUGGAGUUGUUCCCCUUAACAACCUUUCGGAAAUCAGUAUUUCCAAAGUGUUAAUGGUAAAUACCAUUCAAAAAUAUUGUCGAUAAAUUAACUCAUUCACCCCUGAAGACACAUUUGAACUCUUACAAUUCAAAGGUUGGAAUAGUUCAUUAUGAAAUUUCAGGGGUGAAUGACCUUUAUUGAAAGUGAGGGUAGCAUACAUCCUUAAGUUGUUAUUGCUGAAGAUAGAACAUGAAAAGUAAUUUUUUUCAUGGAGAUAUUUUACAUGAACAAAAAUGCUUUUUUUAUUUUUAAUCAAUUUUUGGGAAGUGUCAUCGUCUGAUUGAUGUAAAAAUGAUUUUGUGUAUAUUAGCAUUGAUAUAUAUAUAUUCUGUCAAUUAUUUUAUUAUUAUUUGUGCCUUUCUUUCCACAUGGUGCCAUAUGUCGGGACAAAUUUUUCAACAAACUGAGGAGAAUAUUUGUCACUGGUGUAUUUAUGCCACACGUGUGAAAUUUUACUUUAACACGUGUGGUUGAAGGGAGAUAAUUUGCAAAAAAAUGUCAGGAUGUUAAUUAAUCUGAUUGAUUUUCUUUACUUAAAGAUAAAUAAAACAUCAAAGAUUACCUAAAAGUGUCACAACAACUUUGUAUAUGGACACAUUUUUGUGUUUCGAUACUUAUGAUGCUGUUGAUUCGAUAACUUUUCUUCUAAAGUUAAAACGGCCCAUAUAUACAAUUGCCGGCAAUGCCUUUUAUUACAUUAUACUUGUAUAUGUUAUAUAUGCAUACCAUAUUUUUUUGAAAUAGUUAAUAAACUUAAGUUAUCAUUAGAUGACUCCAGUAUUGUCAGGUAUUUUUCUUGCGGUAAAUAGUGUUGAACCCUUUCACCACUGUAGACCAUAAUGGACUGAUCCAUAUCAAUGCAUGGUUGAGUCUACUAAAGUUACAUAGGGGUGAAAGGGUUAAUUAAAUGUUUAACUGAUAAGAAGUGAAAAAUACUCUUUGUUUACCUCACACAGGUUAUGCAUGAAAAUCUACAUUUAUCCAUAACCCUUUAGUUAGAAUGAUUGAAAUGUUUUUAUGAGUACAGUCCACUCAUUGUUAGAAAUUUUGACUCAAUACUAAGUAACUUGCCAUCAAGUUAUUGUAGUAAUGAGUCAUUGGUGAGGUUUUUGAGUCAUUAGUCAGUAUUGACUUGUUUUAGAAGGUUUGAGUAAUUACUCAUUCUUAGAAAUAAAUGAGAACUCAUUUUAGAAGUUAUGAGUAAAUUGCUCAUUAUUAGGAAUAUAGGAGUACUCAUUUUUGAGGAAUGAGUAAUAACUCAUUAUUAGAGAUAAAUGAGUACCCAUUUUUGAAGUAAUGAGUAAUUACUUAUUAUUAGAAAUAAAUAAUUACUCGUUUAAGAUUUUAGGAGCAAUUACUUAUUAUUAGAAAUAUACGAGUAAUAGUUUUGAGUAAUUGCUGAUUUUUAUAAAUAUAUGAGUACUUGUUUUAGAAUUUUUGAGUAAUUACUCAUUAUUAGAAAUAUAUGAGUACUCGUUUUAGAACUUUUAAGUAAAUAAUCACUGCCAACUCAUUGUUGAAACUGCUCUUAGAUCAUAGAAAUAUCACAUCUAAACUGUUAUGCUUAGCGUCCACAUUAUUUGUAAAAUAGUAUAGUGCCUUUGUUAAUGUUAGUGCCGAACUCUUAAACAUCAUUUUCCUGUUGUUUUUCUUAACCCCUUGGUAAUGGCAAUUUUUUUUUCACCAUAAAAAAUGGUUUUAUUAUACAAUGGCUUUACUGUUGUCCAAUUUGUUUUUAAACAGUUUUGAAAUCGUACAGUGCUGUCUUUACUUUCAUUAACAUUCUUUUCAAUAGUAUUAAUUUCAAAACAGUUUGUAGCAGAGCUUUCAGUUCAGUUGCCAAAAGUACAUUCAACCACCGUACUCCGUGUGAACGUUUGCUUUCUGUACGCCUGUUGUGCAUUGCUGUCAUUAUUACAGCAAAUCUGCUGCUCGGUGCUUCAUUGUUUAGAAAAUCCUUUAACUCUUGAAAUGUUUGUGUGUGCUUGUUUUUGAUAUUUGUGCUGCGGAAGAUUUCUGCUGGAUUUUUUUUUAUCACAAAAUGAGUUAGAGCAGAUAUGGAUAUCUUGUUUUAAUGUUCAUAAUGUUCUUGACUAAAUUUUUCAGCAAGACAUUUAGGGUAUGUGGUCAUUUAUCACAUACUUGUUGAAUCUUGUUAUAGUAAUACAAGCAAUUUUCAGACCAUGAAAUACAACGUUCUAUAUUGCACAUGUGCAAUACGGAAUGUUGUUUUUACCUACUAGCCGGGACUAUUUUUUAUGGGAAUCCC
Mizuhopecten yessoensis (Yesso scallop) is the source of this 6633-nucleotide messenger RNA. RefSeq names its product LIM and senescent cell antigen-like-containing domain protein 1. NCBI's taxonomy places the organism in Eukaryota, Metazoa, Mollusca, Bivalvia, Pectinida, Pectinidae. Bases 2164 to 3477 code for a protein of 437 amino acids. Gene Ontology annotation, cellular component: cell-cell junction; focal adhesion; cytoplasm. The transcript is spliced from 14 exons. The record is from RefSeq and is a predicted model, not a curated record. Gene Ontology annotation, biological process: positive regulation of integrin-mediated signaling pathway; positive regulation of substrate adhesion-dependent cell spreading; cell-cell adhesion.